AUGGCCCAAGGUCUCGGUCUCUACCGGGUCCCAGACCUCGAUGUCGAUGUCGAAGUUGCUCUCAGGAUGAGCGCCGAUAAGUUCAAGGAACAGUUGAAUGAUAUUCAUGUCGACAAGUUCGGAAAGACUACUCUUGACGAUGUUUACCGAAGUCUCAGGGACAUUCAGUUCCAGCAACAGGAGCAGAAGACCUUGAUGAACCUCAACAGGAUUGAGUUGUUUCUCAGUGGCAUGUACUCAUUUCAAGAAGUCCUGGACGAUAGGGGCAUGGAAGAUGUUGACGGUAUCAUGGCUUUCGUUUGGGGUCCUAUGAGGUUUCUUCUUGAGACAACCAACGUCAACGAGAGAGCGUUUGAUCACGUACUCGAAGUUUACCAACGACUUGGGAUCCAGAUCCUUCCUCUUUCAGAGUACAAACAAUUCUUUGCAGGAUCCGUCAACGGCAGAGCCUGCCUUCUUAACAUUUACAACGACAUCGCCGAAUUUCACACAACCGCAUACAGGUUGUUCUCUCUCCGCAGCUCAUCCGCUAGCCUUCGGCUACACGCAGAAUUCAUCCAAACCCACGGGGCUCCUCUUCAAGACCGACAUGCCUUUCGUAGCGUAGACUCCGGCUUCGCGGCACCCCAAAAUAGCAUCUUGUUCGAUAAUGACGAUUUCCGCCGCAAAUCCCACCAAUACAUGUUGGAUUACGCAUCACUGCGACAAAAGUUCAGAAAGGACGAAGCCCACAGGAAGCAGAAGCAGAAGCAGAAGGUUCUGAAAUGGAUCGCCGCUCCCAUGAAGACACAGGAAUUGCACAAGAGCUUCGUCAAGAAGAGAGAACCGUAUCCAGAAACCGGACGCUGGCUUUACACCAGGUACGACGCAGUAUCAAAUUGGAUGCGUGAGGACAUACCUCAGGACUCCGCUCUUUGGGUCUACGGCAAGAAAGGCAUGGGCAAGUCAAUUUUGUCGUCACUGGUGGUCACCCGGUUGCAGGAACUCGUCAGGACCCAAGACAUCCCGAAAGUACAAACGUGCUACUUCUACUGCCAGGACGCAGACCCGGAACUGAACACGUACUUUGGCAUACUCAGGGGCAUCGUCCAUCAACUCGUCUCCGCAGUUGACGCAUCGAACCUUGAUGAGUCAAACGAAGAUGAGUAUGACAUUUCGGCGUGUUGUAACAAGUACAAUGGGUUCAUUCUUCCUCUUUGCGACGACAAAAUCACGAACAGUGGUGGCUCAACUCUAUCAACGACGGAGGGAUGCCUUUCACUCAUCGAGGCAUUUUUUGAGAUUAACCCUCGAUUAUACAUUGUUGUGGACGGACUGGAUGAGUGCGCAGGCCGCGUGGAAAUCCAGCAGAUAGUGUCCUUCUUGGUGGCUCAAGUUUCGCGUCUAGACGAGAUUAGUCAAGGACAGUUGCGGGUGCUGUUCAUGAGUCAACCGAAUCCCGAGGUCAAAGCAGCCAUGUCAAAGCCCACCGUCAGUCCGAUUAUUGGCGAAGUCGAACUACAGGCCACCGAUAACACACAAGAUAUACGGACAUAUGUGAAGAGCCGGCUGGAUCCAGCGGAGUUGGUCAAGUCAAGAAGGCAGGUGAGGGGGAGGAUCAACCCUACCGAAGCUUCAUUACUAGAAGCAUCUGGGAACAACUUCAACCUCCUAGAGCAAGAUAUACAACGCAUCGAAGAAGAGGUUUCGUUACAGAGCGAAGGCCUUUUCCUCUACGCAGUCCUCGCUGUGGACUACCUCUUGAACCAAUGGAGUAAAGGUGAACUCCUCCGAAAGGUUUCAUCGCGCAUGCUUCCUGACGGCAUUACAAAGAUGUACGACAUGGUGUUAGAGAGCCUCAAGGAGAAGAUGCUGGAUUUGUCUUCAACUCAUUGGGACAAGACUAAGCUUCUCCUCGGCUGGCUUGCCUGCGCCCAUCGCCCGCUCAAGUGGCACGAGAUACAAGCCAUCAUCGCUUAUGACCUUGAGAUGGAUGAAAUAGACUUUGACCUUCGCAUGAUUCGAAGAGAAAACAUCAAUAACUUUCUAGGGUCGCUGGUCGAAGUCUUGCCGGGCGAUGAGAUUCGUCUCAUGCACUCAACGGCUAAGGACCAUCUCGUUUCUAGCAGACUUAUCCACGCGAAAUCAGUUCAGUGCGAUCUCGCCAUUCUCUGUCUGCGCUACCUCUCUCUACGCUGCUUUGCAGCCGAAGACUACAGCGUAGUCGAGUUGCACAGUCAUAUACGUAAAGGCUACUUCUCAUUCCAAGACUAUGCCAUCCCUCAAUGGUGCAAACACAUCAAAACCGUCAUUAGAGAAUGCCAUGAACUAUUCUCACCCACCUUCUACCACGAUGCAGGAGUAGAACCAGGACGCAACUUCGUCGGAGAAUUCGGGUCGGCUUUGGCCAGGUUCAUCUCUGCUUAUGAUACCGAUAUCAAGAGGGAGACGCACCCAGAGUUCCCUGAGGAUGACUUGUCAAAGUACAUCAGCUUGCCAUUCUACCCCGAUCUCGCUCGCUUAUGGAAUCAUAUCUUUACCCAUCAGAAAGCUUCCGCCGACGAACGCAACGAAGUCGGCAUUAGCCGCUUACAAGACGCCCUCACUUCGCACCGCGAGAUCCUGGCAAGUGAGUACCAGCCAGACACGGUCAUGUUUGGGAGCGACACCAUGGAGACCUAUUACGGGCCCAACCUUUUCAAAUGCAAGAAAACACUGUGCAAGUUUUUCUAUGAAGGCUUCAAGACCGAGAAAGAUCGGGACGCACACCACAAUCGCCACGAUAGACCGUAUCCGUGCCCCAUCAAGACAUGCAACUCGGCGCCCGUUGGGUUCUCGUCCAAUAAGGACAAGGAAAGGCACGUCAGGACGUACCACCCAGAAGAGAUUGACGGACAGACGCCCUUCAUACAAAUGAGCAGGAGGGUCGAAACGGCCAAGUUUCCGUGCAAGAUGUGCGGGAAGUGUUUUACGCGGAAUAUCAACUUGAAGGGGCACAUGAGGAGUCACUUUGGCGAGAGGCCUUUUGCCUGCCCGAAUUGCGGAAAGGCAUUUGCUAGGCUAAAUGAUUGUAAGCGACAUGAGCGUAUCCAUACCAGGAGAGGGCAAUAG
Colletotrichum costaricense is the source of this 3090-nucleotide messenger RNA. RefSeq lists its product as uncharacterized. NCBI's taxonomy places the organism in Eukaryota, Fungi, Ascomycota, Sordariomycetes, Glomerellales, Glomerellaceae. The coding region runs from base 1 to 3090 and encodes 1029 amino acids. The transcript has 5 exons. The record is from RefSeq and is a predicted model, not a curated record.